Molecule: messenger RNA, 2590 nt
Organism: Mus pahari (shrew mouse)
Lineage: Eukaryota; Metazoa; Chordata; Mammalia; Rodentia; Muridae
Gene: Ciz1
Product: CDKN1A interacting zinc finger protein 1
Exons: 18
Coding region: 108-2465 (785 amino acids)
Cellular component (GO): nucleus
Molecular function (GO): nucleic acid binding; zinc ion binding
Source: RefSeq, a predicted model, not a curated record
GUCCGGUCGCAGUCGGGUCCCGAGCAGCCCGGGAGCUCCGGAUCCCGCUCUACGAGCCCGUUCGUGGCUUUCACGGUUUCGGCUUUCGUGGAUUGCUGGGAGCCACCAUGUUCAACCCGCAACUCCAGCAGCAGCAACAGUUGCAGCAGCAGCUCCAGCAGCAGCAACAGCAGAUACUGCAGCUCCAACAGCUGCUGCAACAGUCCCCACCACAAGCCUCCUUGUCCAUGCCUGUCAGCCGGGGCCUCCCCCAGCAAUCAUCCCCGCAACAGCUUCUGAGUCUCCAGGGCCUCCACUCGACCUCCCUGCUCAAUGGCCCCAUGCUACAAAGAGCUUUGCUCCUACAGCAGUUGCAAGGACUGGACCAGUUUGCAAUGCCACCAGCCACGUAUGACAGUGCCAGCCUCACCAUGCCUACGGCAGCAUUGGGCAGCCUCCGUGCUUACAACGUGACAGCCCCAGGCCUAGCAGCUCCCAGCCUUACACCACCCCAGAUGGUCACCCCAAAUCUGCAACAGUUCUUCCCCCAGGCUACUCGCCAGUCCCUGCUGGGGCCUCCUCCUGUUGGGGUCUCAAUAAACCCUUCUCAGCACAACCACUCAGGGAGGAACUCCCAGAAGCAGGCCAGAACCCCCUCUUCCACCACCCCCAACCGCAAGGAUUCUUCUUCUCAGACAGUGCCUCUGGAAGACAGGGAAGACCCCACAGAGGGGUCUGAGGAAGCCACGGAGCUCCAGAUGGACACCUCUGAAGACCAAGAUUCACUAGUCUGCCCAGAUGGCAUGCUGAGUGAGCCCCAAGUGCCUGAGCCUGAGCCCUUUGAGGCGUUGGAACCACCAGCCAAGAGGUCCAGGAGCUCAGAGGAGUCCACCGAGAAAGGCCCUACAGGGCAGCCACAAGCAAGGGUCCAGCCUCAGACCCAGAUGACAGCACCAAAGCAGACGCAGACCCCGGAUCAGCUGCCUGAGCCACCAGACGCCCAAAUUCUGCCGCGUAUCCAGCCACAGGCUUUGCCGAUCCAGACCCAGCCAAAGCUGCAGAGGCAGGCCCAGACACAGACCUCUCCAGAGCACUUAGUGCCCCAGCAGAAUCAGGUAGAGCCACAGGUAUUCACCCAAGAGAAGACCCAGGACCAGCCUCAGACCUGGACACAGGAGUCAGUACCCCCACCAGAACAAGCGUCAGUUCCGGCCUGUGCCACGGAACCACAGCUAUCAUCUAAUGCUGCAGGGCAAGGUGAUGGGCAAGACCCAGACAAGGCCUUGCCAGAACCAGUAAGUACCCAGAGCAGUGAAGACAGGAGCCAGGAGGCGUCAGCUGGUGGCCUGGAUGUGGGAGAAUGUGAAAAGAGAGCGGGAGAGAUGCUGGGGAUGUGGGGGGCUGGGAGCUCCCUGAAGGUCACCAUCCUGCAGAGUAGUGACAGCCGGGCUUUCAACACCACACCCCUCACAUCUGGACCUCGCCCUGGGGACUCUACCUCUGCCGCCCCUGCCCUUGCCAGCACACCCUCCAAGCAAAGCCUCCAGUUCUUCUGCUACAUCUGCAAGGCCAGCUGCAGCAGCCAGCAGGAGUUCCAGGAUCACAUGUCAGAGGCUCAGCACCAACAGCGGCUUGGGGACAUGCAACACUCGAGCCAGACCUGCCUGCUGUCCCUGCUGCCCAUGCCUCGGGACAUCCUGGAGAAAGAAGUAGAAGGUCCUCCGCCCAAGCGCUGGUGCAACACCUGCCAGGUGUACUAUGUGGGAGACCUGAUCCAGCACCGCAGGACACAGGAGCACAAGGUUGCCAAACAAUCCCUGAGGCCCUUCUGCACCAUAUGCAGCCGUUACUUCAAGACCCCUCGAAAGUUUGUGGAGCACGUGAAGUCCCAGGGACACAAGGACAAGGCCCAAGAGCUGAAGACACUUGAAAAGGAGACAGGCAGCCCAGAUGAGGACCACUUCAUCACUGUAGAUGCCAUCGGUUGCUUUGAGAGUGGUCAAGAAGAGGACGAGGAUGAUGAUGAUGAGGAGGAAGAAGAAGAAGAGAUUGAGGCUGAGGAGGAAUUCUGCAAGCAGGUGAAGUCAAGGGAAACAUCCUCAGAGCAAUGGAAGGGCUCCGAGACGUACAGCCCCAACACGGCCUAUGGUGUGGAUUUCCUGGUGCCAGUGACGGGCUAUGUCUGCCGAAUCUGUCACAAGUUCUAUGACAGCAACUCAGAAAUGCGGCUCUCUCACUGCAAGUCCCUGGCCCACUUUGAGAACCUGCAGAAAUACAAAGCCAAGAACCCCAGCCCUCCUACCCGGCCUGUGAGCCGCAAGUGUGCCAUCAACGCCCGCAACGCCCUGACUGCACUGUUCACCUCGGGCAGUGGCCCCAGCCGCCAGCCCAGCCCCCAGGACACAGUGAAAAUACCCAGCAAGGUGAAGCCUGGACCCCCCGGAAUCCCUCCUCCCCUUCGGCGCUCAACGCGCCUCAAAACCUGAUAGAGGGAGCUCUGGCCACUCAGUCUGACUAAUGCCCAGGCUGCCGAGGCCUCCUAGGUCUCUGUGGGAAACGUUCAGGCGGUCGGUGCUUUUACUCAAAAUCCAAUAAAGUGUCAGUGGUUUGG